UAUAUCGCGAACAUCGACAUAGAUCAUCAUUUUCAUUGAAGAAUGAAAAUCAAUUUUUUGUUGUAAAAUUUUUGUUGUAAAAUUAUAAAAGUGGAUCGUUUUUUUUCAACUUUUGUCGGACUACUACGAACACCUCCGAUACGGUUUGCUAUACGAACUUGCGAACAAACGACUUUUGAUGGUAGAAGGAAAAAGAGAAAGAUAAAGGACUGCACCUCCACCACCCGCCACGCCUGACAAUAACGCACACAGAAACAAGUCUAAACCAUGACAACUCCGCGUUCGACGACUGAAAUCUUCCGGUCAGCUCCCAGCGGAGCCUGCCAAGUGUUGGUCAGGACGCUAUUUUGUCUUUCCGCUGCCGCGACGACUUCCUACAACUACUCCGGCGUUGAGCACAAUGCUCCGGAGACAACCUUUUUCAUCCCAGCCGCUUUUGCCUUGGCCCGAGCAGCCGCAGCGCCGACGUCCACCCAAGCAGGUCCUUUGGAUGCAGCCGCUGGUGCAGGAGACGAUGUCUCUGGCGCAGCCACCGAAACCGACUCCGCCCCACCUCCGCGCCAUCUCCUUGUGGACCCCGCUGCGCCCGCCCGUCUCGUGGCUGCGGAAGGGAUAAAACUUCCAUCUCCCAGCAGAGGACGCAGUGGGAAGACCAAGGCAUCCUCUCGCCGCGGCGGCCUUUUGCGCAUCCCGAGUCCCCAGCGGAAGGAGAUGGACACGGAGUUUUGGACGCGCGAUCUCUCGCCAGUUUUUGGCGUUCGCGAAGGUUUGGAGCGCCGCGUUCCGGAGUUCAUUUUAGUACACAGAAAUGAGAAGCCAGAUGACCGGUUGAGUGAAGCUGGUGCCCCUGUUAAUAGCCUGGCUUUGGAACAAGGGGAUGAUGGUGUUUUUGCGACAGGAGCGUCUGCAUCAAAUUCCGGAUCAUCCUCCUCGAGCGCUGCACCAAUGGCAUCAUCCUCGGGGUGGAGCAGCGGGGCUGUGGGGAGACAGGAAUUUUUUCCCGACUUCGCGCUUGACAAGACCAGAAGCGAUGACUCAUCUUUAGCACAGCCUUCCUCCCCAUUCUCGCUCGCGGCAGCGCUGGGUGCCGACCGUCCUAGUAGAAGUUCCUGGGACGAGCGGGCUUCUGCGUCGGGUCUGCAGCAGAACUUUUGGGAAGAUGAACAGGGGGCAACAACAAAAUCGGACGAAGCAGCGCUCUCCUUUCAGCAGAAGCAGAAGGGAUUGCGCGAUAGUAGAUACGAGAUACUGGUCCCUGAUUCUGCGGAAAAUAAUGACAAGCAAAAGUCCAUUGUAUUGUCGUGAAAAAAACCGCUGCGUGCCAGUACGUGCAGAAUACAACCCUGUUUGUGAUGCGUUACUUGCUAUGUACAACUCGAUCUUGAAUGAUUAAUUCCAUAUUGUCACCAAUUUCAGCACGAGGCAUGAUCUUCGAUUGAGGCACACGGACCUGACGCUCAUGGUAUUUUUGGGUACAACCACACGGCAGUAGAGGUUUUUUUCUCACCUGGAUACACCGUGGAGGAGUUUUACGCAACUGUUGAGCAGACAGAGGACGCCCGGUCAAAGCUGCAGGAAAAAAAGCCGAAAAUCUUCAAGGCGCCAAAGGAUCCAUCACAAGGAAGCAGCACAUCAUCUGCUUCUGCAGCCGCUGGCGCGCCCGUCGUCCCGCUGUCACCGCUGUCCGUGCAGGACCUUGCAGCCAGCGGUUUUCCGGUUAUGCCACUGACCCCGAGCGCGGCAUUGCAGACACCAGGUCGUGCAGCAGUGACCUCCGCUGGGCCUCCGGAUCUUCCGCCACAGUCUGGGUCUAGUGCGUCCGGCAAGUUAAACCUCCCCCCGGGGACCUUCGUGGCGCAGCCAAAGCAGCUGUCUCGUCGCGAGCGUGCAGCGGCGGCGAGAAGGGACCAAACACUUUCACCUACUGUAGGCCCGACGGGGGCGGGGACGACGACGCAAGCUUUUACAACUCCACCAGGUACUAGUUCUUACGCAAUGUUGGCUUACCUGGCUGUGCCGUCUAACGCCUGCGCAGCUGGUGAACAGCAGAGCCGCUGCUCGGGUGCUGGUUUUUCUGCUCCGUGCACUAUCCCACCGCAAUUCAUCUCCGGAGCCGCGCCACUCGCGUCUACUUCCGCUGGUCUACAACUCCCCGCAAUCCGGAUACAAACAGAUCCGCAUACGGGACAGCCGCAGUUACCGACCUAUCACGAGCUCGGACUCGUAACGGCGGGCAGUCCGUUAGCGGGUGUGCCUGUGCGGGCAGUGCUGCUUCCGGCGGGGGGAAGCUGCAAUCAAGCACCGAUGUUCUUCGGUCGUGCAACUGCGGAAGCUCCGAAUGGCGGUUUUUUUUACCCCGGAAAUCCUGUUGCAUCUCGUCCGCAGGGCGAGGAUCUUUUCGCUUCUCGCGCACAGGAAGCCUCGUCCCGUGCAGAAGAGGACGUAACAGGACUUGUUCCAGAUGAUGGUAAAAGCCGCCGAGAACUACGUGGUGACUCGGCAGACUCACCCACUCACAACAGUGGGUCGGCAGCCUCCUCUGCUUACCAAUCAGCCUUGGACCAAUCAGCUACGACAGGAGGAACUGCUGGCGACGAAGAUACAUCUUCCUACCUCGGAGUUCAACAUCCUGCAAAUCCUUUUCCCCCCCCGUUCCAGCACGGAAACUGCCCGUCCGUACCGCAGCCGCAGUGUUUUGCCGGCCUUAUUUCACCGCAACCAGGGUCCUUGCCGGGUAUGGUAGACGGGGACUUUUCCCCUGUAUUCGCAGUAGGACAAAAUCAGAGGCACGGAGAGCCAUACGACAGUUCUGCGGCUUCAACCUCUCCGUCGGCCUUCGCGUCACCAAUGUCUUUUUUUCCGCAGCAGGCGACAGACUGCUACCCACCCGGCUUCUUCCACCCUGUCUCGCCCGUCGCGGGAGGUAAGGGCAAAGGAGGAAAAGCAGGCAUCGAACCCGGCAAAGCGCAUAACACAGCACGGAGCCUCCUGGCAAAAGGAGGUGGGAACAAGGGAAAUAGUUUUGCGACUGGAGCAGGUGGGAAGGGAAGUGCCAUGGCGGAUGGCGACCACAAUGCCCGCCUUGGCGCUGCAGAUCAUUGCGUUUCAAAUUCAGUUUCCUUCCCCGCCCACCCGCCUUGGCAGCUGAUCCUGAAGCAUUACUACCAGCAGACGACGAACCAACAGCAGGGGUCCUCGCCAGUUGGUUUCUAUCAUGACCCAUCGCGCAAACACAUCUACCCAGCGCAGUACCCGAAACGACUGACGAAAGAGUGGCGCCUUCCGGACGGCAGUUUCUUGGAAUACGUUUUCUCGGGCGAGAAAAUUUUUAUCGGAGGCCUGCGAGACACCGUGGUGGCAAAACUGUCCGAGAAGCUGCUUCAGGAAGUGAUUCUUGGAAGGAGUAUUCGAAAGAAAGUACAGGGAGAUCUUCAGACCGACUUCCAAGCCCCCGGCCACAACAUGAAAGAACGACUGCGCCGGGCGCUCAGCAUGCACGUUCACGGCGCAAUUCGCGACCUGUGGCGACCCGCGUCUGCGCUCGCGUGGCAAAAACCACGUGGGGCUGACCCGUUAAAAACGACAAGGCAGGGUGGUUUGUCGCCGGCGCUUUUGCAGGCGCUACAGCAGGCCGUGGUCAGUGCCGUCAAGGAGUACAACUUGGUCGAGGAAAAACGAGAGGGAGGGCAUUUAUUUCCAGUGCAAGACCUCCUUCUAGGCGCGAGCCUUGUCGACACCACCGCCACCACCGCACUGGUAGAGCUCGCCAAGGAAAUAGCCGGCCUGCUACACGACCACUUGAUUGUGCACUUACCGGCCCACGUGGCAGAAAACGGUCUCUGGGUGAACACGGAAGCCUUCGCGCCGCAGCUGCUGUAUCCUAUGUAAAAACGUCCGCACCCCAUAUUUGCCAUGCAGAUUUGCAGUCACAGACGGAUUUGUAAUAGUAAUACGCAACCCCAUCAUGAGAUACAUUUCCCAUCGCAGUUUGGACAUUGUAAUGCUUUAAACAGGAUGAGUAGACGGCUUCGUGAUCCACGGCUGCACUUGCUAAACCGCACUACAAUACAGAGAGGAACUUGUCAUGCGUGACUCCCAAAACUUCUCGACUUGUGUUGCGAGAUCCCCAUCUUGACUCUGGGGUGGGGACGUUUUUACAUAGGAUAUUCUGCGGGGGUUCAUUUACGCCGAAAUCUACUUAGUACACCCUUGGUCGGUUUCUAAGUUGAAAGAAGUUUUUGCUUCUUCAUCUUCAUUUCGCAGCGGGAGCAAGAAGACCUCGACGUCCGCGGGAGCUGGUGCAACUGGAGCAGAACUUGGAGCGUCCUCUUCUUCUUCCUCCCACGAGAGGCCGGGUAGUACUUCAUCCGGAGCAAGUCCAGCUUGUCCUCCAACCCUUGACAGCCCCGAGGAUCAUCUUCACACGGAACGAGAAGAAACCGCUGCUGCGUUGGUGGAGCUCGCCAAGCGCGUGGAAACUUUCGGUAGCCGUCUAACCGCUGCGAUGGAGCAACACUACCAGGAAUUGGACAAGAUGGAAGCUGGGUCUGCUGUGGACUACGACCGUCGCGAUAGAAGCAUUAACACAAGUAAAAUAUUACAGCACCGACACAAGUGCAACAUCAGCCUUCCGUGUUUCACCGAUGCGCGCGUCAAGGCCUGGAAACGGUGGGCGGAGGAGAAACUCAACGGCAAGUAUUGGGAUUCUAUAACCAGUUGCGAAGCCACAUUGAAUUGGUAUCGAAGUGUGGACUCCCUGGCCUUCUUGGUGCUGCGGUGGAAGGAAAAAUACGGCUACGUGCCGGACUUUCGCGUGGUGAAAGAUGAUAACAACUGGAAGUGAAGAUGAUUUUUUUACCUCGGUUGCUAGAGCCUGUGGGCGAGGAGGGGCUAGCUCUAGCAACUGCUAUAAAGUGAUUGACUAAUGGUAAUGGUUGUAUAUUGCAAGCAAGCAACCAGGACUGCGAGUGAAUGACAGAAUUAAGUAUAUGCAAAGCAAAAAAAGCCCUUAUUACAUCGUUAGAAACCUUCGUACUACAACCGGGAGUGCACCUCAGUGAGGACAGAGACAAGAAUACAGGAUUUAAACUUCGAUCAUUGGGAAACACAGGAAGGAAGAACUUGGAUGAGCAAAUAAAUUUUGUGAUUUCAUCUGGGUACAAGUUGUCGCAAAAAUGGCAAGAUCAUGACUGUAUCGAAAAUGCAAAUUUGUUUUGUCUGGUGAAGACUUCUGAGCCAGGAUUAUUCUGGUGAUUUCUGAGCCAGAUUC
This is a messenger RNA of Amoebophrya sp. A120, 5269 nucleotides long. Lineage: Eukaryota; Dinophyceae; Syndiniales; Amoebophryaceae. The record is from the annotation of a GenBank genome assembly.